Molecule: messenger RNA, 710 nt
Organism: Echinops telfairi (small Madagascar hedgehog)
Lineage: Eukaryota; Metazoa; Chordata; Mammalia; Afrosoricida; Tenrecidae
Gene: FXYD7
Product: FXYD domain containing ion transport regulator 7
Exons: 6
Coding region: 78-320 (80 amino acids)
Biological process (GO): regulation of sodium ion transmembrane transporter activity
Cellular component (GO): membrane
Molecular function (GO): sodium channel regulator activity
Source: RefSeq, a predicted model, not a curated record
CAGUCCGUCCCGCUUCCAGCUGCUGCAACCGCACCUUCACUGCAUAGACCUGCUGCAGCCCCCUGCUCCGGCCCAGCAUGGCGACCCCAACCCAGGCCCCCACAACGGCGCCUCAGGAACCUGACCCAUUUUACUAUGACUACAACACCGUGCAGACUGUGGGCAUGACUCUGGCUACCAUCUUGUUCGUGCUGGGCAUCAUCAUCAUCCUCAGCAAGAAGGUGAAGUGCAGGAAAUCGGACUCCAGGUCUGAGAGUCCCACCUGCAAAUCCUGCAAGUCAGAGCUGCCCUCCUCAGCCCCUGGCGGUGGGGGCGUGUAAGACCAUCUCCUGCCACCUCCACUGCUGCCCCCUGCCUGAGCGCGGGAGCCUCUGGACCAGGUGGACGCGGUGGGGAGCCCCGGUUUGCGCCGGGGAGCGCUCCCCGGAAUGAGCCGCUACACCCACUUGGAGGCGGGAGCCACUGCACCCCACCGCCCUUCCCCAGGCCUUGGCGAGGGCAAGCCCCCAAAGAGCCUGUCUGCACCCCAGGCGCUGGGACGCGUGCAUUCUGCUCCGGGGAUCCGGGAGCCCACCCACAGCUCCCCGGAGUCCCCGAGUCCCCCGAGUCCCGCCUGGCAUCACCUCCGCGUCUCCUGCUCCAGGCUUCGUCUCCCCGCGCCCUCAACGUCUCUGUCUUGGGCUUAAUAAACGUGCGUUUGGUGUCCCCGC